Myodes glareolus (Bank vole) is the source of this 6234-nucleotide messenger RNA. It is a transcript of the gene Abl1, whose product is annotated as ABL proto-oncogene 1, non-receptor tyrosine kinase. Gene Ontology annotation, molecular function: protein binding; ATP binding; non-membrane spanning protein tyrosine kinase activity. Gene Ontology annotation, biological process: protein phosphorylation. The record is from RefSeq and is a predicted model, not a curated record. NCBI's taxonomy places the organism in Eukaryota, Metazoa, Chordata, Mammalia, Rodentia, Cricetidae.
AGGGGUUGGUGUCUAUCCCUGAGAGGCGCUUGACCUGGAGCCGGUUGCAGGGUCCUACGGCUAAGAAGGGAGCCCUUCCACGGCACACACCCCUACUGGCUGGAGUAGCCGGGUCCCUUGGUAGCGCCGGGGAUGUGACUGCUCAGCGGCGGCAGAGUGUGAAGCCGGGGGAGGGGUGUCACGGAGAGACCCCUGGCUCGGGGCAGCUGAGGCGCCGGGCCUCCUCCCCUGUGACCGCCUCCCGGUUCGGGACUGCGGGAGUCCCUCGUCCUUUACAGCUCUGCUCUAGCUCUGGACCAUCCAGGGUGGUCUCAGUUUCAGCCUACCUGGGACACUCAGUUUCCUGAGACGUGGAGGAGCGUCGCCCCGAGUAAGCCGCCCGCGCCCCGCCUGGGGAAGUCUCUUUCUCACCCCGAGGCCGUCCUUCGCUCGAUCCCAACCCCAAGUUUGGCCACGGAACCCCUCAUUCAAAUCAUCUCCCUGCUGUCAAGAGAUCUCCGCGGUCCUCCCAGAUUGCUUCCGCCGGCCUCCGAUGUCCUGACUUCUUCCAAUGUCACCUACAGCCCCAUUGGUCUCGGUGCAGCCCAAAACUUUAAUGCAAAGGAAAAGUCUGGAUUGGUUUCACAGGCCUUUUAAAAAGCGGACUUAAAGGUUGCUGGCCAUGCAUUCCUUCUCGGCGGAGUGGAGAGCAAGCUCUGGUUGAGAUCUGUGUGACCGGUAUCUUUCCGGGAGAGCAGGGUAGGGAAGAGAGGGCAGGAAAUUGGUUGGAGAGACAGAUAGGGGAUUGGUGACUUCCACAGGAGAAGGUGCAGAGAGCCGUCAAAGAUGUUCUGUUUCCAGCCCGCUGGGGAGUUGAAAUGACUUUUAGUACUGUUGAUCCUUUUCAGACUUCCCUGUGGAUGUUUCUAUCUAAAAUUCUCUUCUUGCAAAGAAACUCUUCCUCAGCCCUCAAAAUACACUUAGAAUCAAGAAACUUUUGGGUAGCGUUGCGAUUACAUGACUUCAAAUUAAUCAACUUGGAAUAGAAUUCCAGACUCCUGUUUACACGUGUGGACCUCAGACCCAGUUUCCCGUUCUCAUGGAAGUCGUCUUUCUGUGAUUGACCCCAUUUACUGCCGUGGGAGGCAGUGGUGUGAAGUUCUGGGUACAUACUGUUUUCUGCUAAUCCCCACGGAUCAUUCUGGAAGAUCUUGAACCCUCUUCUGGAAAAGGGUGCCUAUCAUUCAUUGCUUUAUGGGGCAGCAGCCUGGAAAAGUUCUUGGGGACCAAAGAAGGCCUAGUUUGCCCGCCCUGCAUUUUAUCAAGGGGUCAGGGAAGCGAGAGUCAUCACGGCAUGGGGGCCCACACUGCAACGUGUUCGUGGAACAUGGGCCUAUAGUGCCAGAAGAAGGCAUCAGAAACCCUGGAACUGGAGUUACAGAAGCCCUACAGAGGCCAGUGGCAUCUGACUUUGAGCCCCAGGGUCUCAGUGAAGCAGCUCGAUGGAACUCCAAGGAAAACCUUCUUGCUGGGCCCAGUGAAAAUGACCCCAACCUUUUUGUGGCACUAUAUGAUUUUGUGGCCAGUGGAGAUAACACUCUCAGCAUUACUAAAGGUGAAAAGCUCCGGGUCUUAGGUUAUAAUCACAAUGGGGAAUGGUGUGAAGCCCAAACGAAAAAUGGCCAAGGAUGGGUCCCAAGCAACUACAUCACUCCUGUCAACAGCCUGGAGAAACAUUCCUGGUAUCAUGGGCCUGUGUCCCGAAAUGCUGCUGAGUAUCUGCUGAGCAGUGGGAUCAAUGGCAGCUUCUUGGUGCGGGAGAGUGAGAGCAGUCCUGGCCAGAGGUCCAUCUCCCUGAGAUAUGAAGGGAGGGUUUACCACUACAGGAUCAACACCGCUUCCGAUGGCAAGCUCUAUGUCUCCUCGGAGAGCCGCUUCAACACUCUGGCUGAGUUAGUUCACCAUCAUUCCACGGUGGCUGAUGGGCUCAUCACCACGCUCCACUACCCAGCUCCCAAGCGCAACAAGCCCACCAUCUAUGGUGUGUCCCCCAACUAUGACAAGUGGGAAAUGGAGCGCACAGACAUCACCAUGAAGCACAAGUUGGGUGGUGGCCAGUAUGGGGAGGUGUACGAAGGUGUGUGGAAGAAGUACAGCCUGACUGUGGCUGUGAAGACGUUGAAGGAGGACACCAUGGAGGUGGAGGAGUUCCUGAAGGAGGCUGCAGUGAUGAAGGAGAUCAAGCAUCCUAACCUGGUGCAGCUGCUAGGGGUGUGUACCCGGGAGCCCCCGUUCUACAUCAUCACGGAGUUCAUGACCUAUGGUAACCUGCUGGACUACCUGAGAGAGUGUAACCGGCAAGAAGUGAGCGCCGUGGUAUUGCUCUACAUGGCUACACAGAUCUCCUCAGCCAUGGAGUACCUGGAGAAGAAGAACUUCAUCCACAGAGACCUUGCUGCUCGAAACUGCCUGGUUGGGGAAAACCAUUUGGUGAAGGUGGCUGAUUUUGGCCUGAGCAGGUUGAUGACAGGGGACACCUACACGGCCCAUGCUGGAGCCAAAUUCCCCAUCAAGUGGACUGCACCUGAGAGCCUCGCCUACAACAAGUUCUCCAUCAAAUCGGACGUCUGGGCGUUCGGAGUAUUGCUCUGGGAAAUUGCUACCUAUGGCAUGUCACCUUACCCAGGGAUUGACCUGUCACAGGUUUAUGAGCUGCUGGAAAAAGACUACCGCAUGGAGCGCCCCGAAGGCUGCCCAGAGAAGGUCUACGAACUCAUGCGAGCAUGUUGGCAGUGGAAUCCCUCUGACCGGCCCUCCUUUGCUGAAAUCCACCAGGCCUUUGAAACCAUGUUCCAGGAGUCCAGUAUUUCAGAUGAGGUGGAGAAGGAGCUGGGGAAGCGGGGCAUGAGAGGAGCUGCUGGCAGCAUGCUACAGGCGCCAGAGCUGCCCACCAAGACCAGGACGUGCAGGAGAGCUGCUGAGCAGAAAGACGCACCUGACACCCCUGAGCUUCUCCACACGAAGGGCCUGGGAGAAAGCGAUGUGCUGGACAGUGAGCCUGCUGUGUCACCGUUGCUUCCUCGGAAAGAGCGUGGGCCCCCAGAUGGCACUCUGAAUGAAGAUGAGCGCCUUCUUCCCAAGGACAAAAAGACCAACUUGUUCAGUGCCUUGAUUAAGAAGAAGAAGAAAAUGGCACCAACACCCCCUAAGCGCAGCAGCUCCUUCCGGGAGAUGGAUGGCCAGCCAGAACGCAGAGGGGCUAGUGAGGAUGAUGGCCGGGAAAUCAGCAAUGGGCCACCAGCUCUCACCCCCUCAGAUGCAGCAGAGCCUACCAAGUCCCCAAAGGCCAGCAAUGGGGCUGGUGUCCCCAAUGGAGCCUUCCGGGAGCCAGGCAGCUCGGGCUUUCGUUCUCCCAACCUGUGGAAAAAGUCCAGCACACUGACCAGCAGCCGUCUGGCUGCCAGUGAAGAGGAGAGUGGCAUUAGCUCCAGCAAGCGAUUCCUGCGCUCUUGCUCAGCCUCCUGCAUGCCCCAUGGGGCCAGGGACACAGAGUGGCGGUCAGUCACGCUGCCUCGGGACCUGCCAUCUGCCGGCAAGCAGUUUGACUCAUCCACCUUUGGGGGGCACAAAAGCGAAAAACCAGCUCUGCCUCGGAAACGAGCCAGUGAGACCAGGUCUGAGCAGGUGGCCAGAGGCACAGUGACACCCCCUCCUCGGCUGGUGAAGAAGAACGAGGAGGCUGCUGAUGAAGUCUUCAAGGACAUGGAACCCAGCCCAGGCUCCAGCCCUCCCAGCUUGACUCCCAAACUCCUCCGUCGGCAGGUCACUGCCUCUCCUUCCUCUGGCCUCUCUCACAAGGAAGAGGCCACCAAGGGCAGUGCCUCGGGGACUCCUGCCAGUGCUGAGCCGACACCCCCCAGCAGCAGAGUGGGUCCAAACAAGGCCUCCUCUGAGGAGACCCGAGUAAGGAGGCACAAGCACAGCUCGGAGUCCCCAGGGAGAGACAAGGGGCGGCUGUCGAAGCUGAAGCUCGCUCCGCCACCUCCACCUGCCUCCACAGGGAGGACCGGAAAGCCUGCCCAGAGCCCCGGCCAAGAAGUGCCCGGGGAGGGGGGCGGGACUGCGAAGACGAAAUGCUCAAGUCUGGCUGUGGAUGCUGUGAGCAGUGACCCCACCAAGGCUGGCCAGCCUGGAGAAGGACUAAGAAAGCCUGUGCCCCCAUCCGUGCCAAAGCCUCAGUCAGCUGGUAAGCCUCCAGGGACCCCCACCAGCCCGGUCCCCACACCCGCCACAGCAUCAGCGCCUUCAUCCGUGCCCGGAGACCAGCCAUCUUCUGCGGCCUUCAUCCCACUCAUAUCAACCCGCGUGUCUCUGCGAAAGACCCGCCAGCCGCCGGAGCGCAUCGCCAGUGGCACCAUCACCAAGGGUGUGGUUCUGGACAGCACUGAGGCCCUGUGCCUUGCCAUCUCCCGGAACUCCGAGCAGAUGGCCAGCCACAGUGCCGUGCUGGAGGCUGGCAAGAACCUGUACACAUUCUGUGUGAGCUACGUGGACUCCAUCCAACAGAUGAGGAACAAGUUUGCCUUCCGUGAGGCCAUCAACAAGCUGGAGAACAACCUCCGAGAGCUGCAGAUCUGCCCCGCGACAGCCUCCAGUGGCCCAGCUGCCACACAGGACUUCAGCAAGCUGCUUAGCUCUGUGAAGGAGAUCAGCGACAUCGUGCGGAGGUAGCAGCAGCCAGUGCAUGCCAGCCAGAGGUGCUGUAAUCUGUGGGGCUUUUGUGCCUGCAAGGAUGGGGGACAGAGGACUGGGGAGCUGGCAUCUUGGCCCAGGAGCUUUCCAGUGCAUCAGGCAGAGCCAGGGCCUGAUGUAAUCGGCCCUUCUACUUGUGUUGUGCACCAGCUGUUCUUUCCUCCUAGCCCAGGUACCAUAAGCCACUUUUUUUCACUGCCCAUGUGUGGGCCUCCUGCUCUGAAGACUGCAACUAGCCUGCCAGGCCACCAGGCUCCGAGGUCAACUGGGAGUGCUCACAGGGGCUAUCCUUUCCACGUUCACACAGGAGAACAUCCUCCUCUGACGCUCCUGGUCACCAAGGCAUGGGAGCCCCUGUGCUUAGGACCUGCCCCAGAGAGCCUGUGCUCAUUGUUCUCUCAUGUGGAGGAAGCUGUUGAUUUGAGGGUCAUGAGGUGCUGAAGCCAAGGGCCCAGGUGGAUGGGUACUGGAGCUGGAGCUGCGGCAGUGUGGUCUGUCAUCUGUUCUUUUUCUCCUCAGAGUGUGCCCUGCAGAUCAUGGGUAGCAAGAUUGAGUUUCAUGGGUGGCAGUCGCUCAUUGGCCAAGCCAAGAUUAGGGUUCCAGGGGGGCCCAAAGAUUGGAAUUUGUGAGCAGUCGUCUUCCCCUCCUAUGCUCCUGAGGUCCUCUCUGGUCCUUGUCUUGAUGGCGAGGGUCUGGUUUUCUAGUGGUUUUGAGCAUUUCAAAGCUCUGCACAGAAAGGAGCAACCAUUCGGCACAGGCAGGAAGGACUGCGGGCCCAGGGCUCUCAUGAGCCCUGACUGCUCCUCAGAACUGCUGCUUAGCUACCGAGAACAGUGCUUAGCCUAGUGUCCUGGGAGGCGCUGCAGCACGGGCUGGGGUGGAGAAGACUUUACAGGCUUAGCCAGGGCACGUCUUCCUUCCCCAGCAGCCAGGCCAGAGGUGAGCACACAAGGUUGUGUCUCCUUGACUGUGACACCGAGCAGCCAGCUGAAGAGCAGGUCCCCUCGGCUUGUCCUGGGCCACACCCCCUGCUCCUGCUCUGCGCUGCACUGCUCUGCGCUGGCCCCAGUCCCACACCAGUCACCUAGACUCGAGUUGUAUUUUCUGGUAGACAUGACUUCCUCUAGAUUGUUCUUCCAUGGUCCUCAGCACAUCACCUCCUUGCCUCCAACGGCUGUUCUGCAGCCCAGGGGAGGCAGUACCACACUGCCAGAAGCCUUGAAAACAGACACCCCCGUGCCCUGACACCAUGUUCACAAGGUACCGGUCUGUCGUUGCUGACAUGAUGUGCCACUAUUUUUUGCAUUAUACUUUGGUAUUACACUUUUUUAAUAGACAUGCUUUCUUAUCAAUGACAUGUAAAUAAUUCGCCGCUGUGCCCCUCUGGCACACCAAUGGCAUUCCUUUUUUCUCAGUCCAGUACAUUUUGUUUCUGUAUAUGACUCUGUUUUUUGAAUCCAAAUCUCUCUGUAGUAUUUUUUAAAUAAAUAAGUGUUUACAGAA